Messenger RNA from Xylaria bambusicola, 2330 nucleotides. RefSeq lists its product as uncharacterized. The transcript is spliced from 4 exons. Bases 243 to 2108 code for a protein of 621 amino acids. Lineage: Eukaryota; Fungi; Ascomycota; Sordariomycetes; Xylariales; Xylariaceae. The record is from RefSeq and is a predicted model, not a curated record.
GUUUUCGUAGACAACGAUCGUUGGUGUUACCAAGCAAGUCACGAUGGAAAUGUUCUGUCUAAAAAGCCCGAGACCAGUAAUAGUGGUAUAUUAUAUAUAACCCAAACGAAGCGGCGGUAAUUACGACCUAAGUUCGACUGAAAGAGCUUCCUACUCUUAACGGUAGGCCUACGAAUCUAUACCCUCUUGAGCCCCUAGACUACACCUGAUUAUUCAUACUCAAGAAUUGGUGUUAGUGCGAGAUGAAGGGAAAAAAUAUGAUGUGGCUCGGUGCGACUCUGGUUUUCUCUGUCAGCGUGAUAGCUGCCUCUGACAGCACAUACAUCACAACUGAACCAAGUCUACCCGAGCCUUCUGCCAAUGGUAUCAUUGCCGCAAUCACCCCAACAUCUGCUGGUCAAAUUGGUAUAAACCCUGUUGCGGCAGAACUUGGUAACCCGAGUGACUAUGUGCUCACAGACUUUGGUCCCAAUAACCAUGUGGUAACAUGGGAUGGGCAAGUAUACCACUACAUAGAAGGUCAUACGGGUUACCUCUCUCUUGAGACGAUAACUACUACAGUCGGGUCCAAGACAUCGACCAUGACCUCGUCGGUUAAGGUCGCUGUCCAAACCUUACCAGCGGGUGGUUCCGGGCUUACGUUUUCAGAAGACAUCGGGGAUGCUUUGCGGAAGUCUGCCGAUGCUGCCAACGCGGUAUGUGGAGCCAAAAAAAGAAGCCUAAGGAGGAGCUUUGACUCAACUUCGUGUUUAAUUGAUGCGGCUGUGGAGGCGAGUGACGUGGAGGGACCCCUUAAAGGCGCGGCUACAGACUCAUGGUGGGAGUUACUAGAGAUCGACAUUGCGCAGCAUGCGCCCGAGUAUCUUGCUAGUGCCGUCGCCGUUUUGAAAAGUCAGGCACGGAAGAAGAAAACAUUAGCCAUCGUGAGCCUCUUUCUCACUGGUUGGGUUGCGAAGCAUGGCCCGCUUGCGGGAGUUCGUGUACCGCCGGGAGGCGUCGGUAAACCCGAUGAGGACAAGACAAAGUGUGAUUCUAGCUUGCCUGCUGGCCAAGACUCUCCUCUUUGCCAGGAUAAGGAUUGCCAAGGAAAGGAAGACACUCAAAAGUGCACCACUGGACAAGGAAAGGGCUGCGCAUGUCUUCUCCUCGGCGUGGACGAGCCGCUGCAGUUCUACGAGCGGACUUGGUGGGACCAGCAAGAGGCUAUCAUCUCAUCAGUCGCCGCGAACCCUAACCUGCUUGGCAAGCCGACGCCGUCUUGCUCUCUCAACAGUGCUGGCACGGCUUUUGACGGCAAGCCAGCUAAAACGCCUGCAGCGUGGUGUGUAUGUCGUGACAGCAACACCGAAAGGUUGUAUGCCACUGUUGAUAAUCCAUCUUCCCCGUGCGCUUACACAAGUCUCCCAACCAAUACGAUCUCUCCCACGCUUACUGCUGUGACUGGCGUAAGCGUGACUUCGUGCCGUAUGGAGACGAAUACACCAUCUGCUUCAGUUAAAGAGUCCGUAUGGUGCACGUGCAACGACAAUGUGAGGUAUGGAGUCACGACCCGGACGACAUCCGGCUCGACUACGGUGGACUGUCUGACUCCAACACCGACGAGAACAUCUACCACGCCAACGACACCAUCCGCCACACCAACACCAACUUGCGACUACCCAAAGCCGAAAAAGCAAAAAAAGAAGUUCACAAUUGAGCAGGAAGCAUUUAUCCCAGCAGCCGAGAGGUUCUGUAGCGACAACAAUAAGGGGUACCUUCGAGAUCUUAGCGGCGGUUCGUAUGGCAAUGUUCUAUCCGAGUACUUCUCGACUGGUGCGAGCAAGGGUGGACAACUCUAUCUCUAUGCGUUCCUCGACAAAGGCUGUAAGGGCCCGACUUUCAUCAACCAAGACGAUUGCAUGGCAGCAUAUCAUAGCAUCUUCGACCACUGUGACGUCGGGGCGGCGAUGCGGCUGGGCGGUGCUGCCAGCAUCAAUUGUCAAUGGUUCAAUAUCACUGCUGAGGACAAAUGCGUUGGAACUGACGAGAGCAUUUUGCACCCCAAGAAAUGCCCCAUUGGGUAUCCGCUUGGCUAUGAAGACUGGCCGAUGGGGUUCAUCCCGUCUUGAUCUACUACGUAGAGUAUAUAGUAUAUCAUUUCUGAUCUUGUAUAUUUCACAUAUUACUGAACGUUAUGAAGCACUUUUGUAAAUGAUUUCACAAACCUCAUGUCGAAGAUGGAAUAAAAUUCGGUACAUAUGAGCUCACCAACCGUGAUGCUUGUACUGUCUUCAGUGGGGGAUUAUACUCACUCGUACGAGAAGAACCGGCUACAAAGUAUUACCUAUUCA